AUGGCUUCUUUAAUAUUCAAAUAUAAUUACAUUAAGACUCUUGUGAAUGAUAUUCGUCAAACAGUUAAAAAUAUUGAUAAAACCAAUACAGAUAUUGGUAGUUCAACAUGUAAAACCUCACUUGAUUCAUACACAAAAUGUUAUCAGCAUGUCACUGGAUUGUUACCUUAUAAGAGCGUUACAAAUGGUAUCGAAACCGUUAUUCUUCUUAGAAAAAAACUGAAAGCUAUUAAUCAAACAUUAUUGAAUAGUUUACUUUAUUGGAAUCAAGAUGAUCGUUUGAAACCCUUUACAAAUUUGAUGUUGUCGAGAAAUGAAUGUCAGAUAAUAUAUUGUGGAGCCAAUCAAGCCGGUACAGAUGGUCUCGAAUUUAUUAAACAAUAUGAAAAUUGUCAUGUUUGGUUUUUAGAACCGGUAGCACAGUUCUAUGAUAAAUUAAUUCAUUCCUAUAGUAUAUUACAAGAACUGAAAACAGGUAAACAUCAUUUAUACCAUAUCGGUCUAUCAAAUAAAAAUGAUCUUAUUGAUGUAACAUGGCAGGAUAUUAGAGAAUCCGAAGCUUUAUCUUUAGUUGGGAAACAAGAAAACAAACCGAACAUUGGUAAUGAUCUAAAAUACAAGUUAAUUUUGAGAGAUGUUGCAGAAAUAUUAUUCGAAUUUCACAUGUUAUCAAAGACGAGCAAUAGCAUUGUAACUGGAGAAUUGAAUUUAUUACAUCUCAAUUGUGAAGGUUGUGAGUAUGAUGUUAUUGAAAGAUUAAUUCAAACAAAUUUAAUUAAAUACAUUAGAAUAAUACAAUUUGGUUCACAUCGACCAUUAGCUAUUCGUCCGUCUGUCAAUAAAAGAUAUUGUUGCUUACAACAAAUGUUGUCAACAACACAUCAUUUACAAUUUGGUGUACCAUGGGCAUGGGAAAGAUGGUUAAGACAUGAUCUAGUAGAGAAAAAUGAGUAG
Rotaria sp. Silwood2 is the source of this 954-nucleotide messenger RNA. The record is from the annotation of a GenBank genome assembly. NCBI's taxonomy places the organism in Eukaryota, Metazoa, Rotifera, Eurotatoria, Philodinida, Philodinidae.